Aspergillus melleus is the source of this 2646-nucleotide messenger RNA. Its product is annotated as ankyrin repeat domain-containing protein. Gene Ontology annotation, molecular function: protein binding. The transcript is spliced from 3 exons. NCBI's taxonomy places the organism in Eukaryota, Fungi, Ascomycota, Eurotiomycetes, Eurotiales, Aspergillaceae. Gene Ontology annotation, cellular component: cytoplasm. The record is from RefSeq and is a predicted model, not a curated record. The coding region runs from base 1 to 2646 and encodes 881 amino acids. Gene Ontology annotation, biological process: innate immune response.
AUGGAGAAACGAGGACCAGCUGGUGCAACCUUCACCAACGAGAAGACACUCGUCUUGAAUCAAGGGGGUGCACAGACGUUCCAUGGGCCAGUCGUGGUCAAUAUAAGCUCCUCUCCAAUGUCCAGCACAUCUGCACCUACAAGGGACGAUGCAAACGAUCUUCUAAGAUCACUCGCAUUUGCAGAAAUGCACGAGACCCACCAUAGCAUUCGACGCCCACACAGGGGCACUUGUGAAUGGAUCAUAGAACAGGAUGUUUUCCAGAGCUGGAAAAAGCAGACUCGGGGUGUUUUGUGGAUCAAGGGAAAGCCGGGGUCCGGGAAGCCCAUAUUGAUGGCUUUUCUGUGGGACAGACCGCAACAUACACCACGCGAGGAGAGGGUCAUUCUCAAUUUCUUUUUCAAUGCUCGAGGCCAAGCACUCCAGCGUACACCACUGGGCAUGCUUCGGUCCCUGCUAGCCCAAUUGUGUCGCGAGGAUUCCUACGUCUGCGAUAUGAUGCGACAGGUUUAUCUGCAAAAGGGUAGCGCAGUCGGUGCCCGAAAGCAGAACUGGGAAUGGAAACAGCCGGAGCUAGAACGGUAUUUCCGGGAAGCAAUUGUCGCUUCCGCCCAGCGCAAACCGGUGACAAUCAUCGUAGACGCACUGGAUGAGGCAGGAGAAAAAUCUGCGUCUGAGCUCGUGACGUAUUUCAAUCAGCUAGAGGAAGAGCUCGCUGCAGUUGAUGCCAAAGCAAAGUUCUGUAUCUCUUCCUGUCACUAUCCCGUAUUAUCUGAUUCCCCGGGGCUUGAGAUUCACAUGGAGGCCCAUAAUGGCCACGACAUCGCGCUUUUCAUAAACGACCGCCUCGGGUGGAAGAGUUUUGUGGACCACAAUUACCCCAAAGACCAAGACGCGUGGCAAAACCUGGCUCUGAACUUGACUGAAAUGGCCCAUGGCGUGUUUCUCUGGGUCGACCUCAUUGUGCCCUUAGUGAAAAAACGGGUCAGAGAUGGCCAGUGCUUGGAAGAGGUCUACCUUUGGCUAGGGCAGGCUCCCAGGGAGCUGGCAGAUACCUAUGGUUAUAUCCUUGAGUCCGUAAUCGAUGAGAGUUACUUGGUCGAUUCAUUGGUGCUAUUCCAAUGGGUUUUUCUGGCUGAACAACCCCUGUCUGUGACAGAGCUGCGGUAUGCAAUGGCUUCAAGUCGCGCCGUCUUCACACCUCAGGGAAGCAUAGGGAAUGAACCUUGCAGACUUGUGAAAGAUAACCGGCUGAUGGCUUCAAAGAUCAAUGCAUGGUCCGGGGGUCUACUGGAAAUCAUUCCGGGAGACCAAGACUUUGUCCGACCCAUCCACCAGACCGUCAAGGAUUUCGUCAUGACGCAAGGCCUCGAUCAGUUGGCGGCUCGAGCAGUCCCCAGAUCUGCGAUUGAAAGAAGCCACGACCUCCAACCCGAACACCACCUAACACUUUAUCGGUCGUGCUUGAAUUAUCUGGUCACAGAAGUUGGCCAAAUACGACUGGAACGAUAUGAGAGAGAGGAGCUCUUGGAGGAAAUCCCUCUCAUAGAGUAUAGCGCCAACAAUCUUUUUUACCACGCGGAAAAGGCCAUGGCCGACCAGUCUACGAAUCUAGAGGACGAAACCAAGGCCCUGCAGAAGAUGAUGGACCAAUGGUUGAGUAUACAUCAGAAGAUUUACGGAAAUUCGUGGGUAUAUACGCGCCCGGGAAGUACUCUUUUACAUGAGGCCUCCGCUGCAAAUCUCGUUAAGAUGGUCGAAGGCCUUAUCUCCAGGGGUGCGCAGGUUAGCACGAAGGACGAUAAGGGAGACACUGCGUUGCACUAUGCCGCUAUAGGAGGACAUGAGGGGGUUGCCGGUGUGCUCUCGAGGGCAGGGGCAGACCUCCGGGCCAGAAACAAAUACAACGAAACGCCUCUGACGUACGCCGCGCAGCAUGGGCAAGUCCGUUUUAUCAAGUGGCUUCUGCUAGAGGGGGUCAACCUGGGUGAAGCUUUGCCAGACGAAGCAGCCCCAAGCGCCUUAAUGGAAGCGGCAAGGUGGGGACAUGACCAGGUAGUCAAGCUCCUCUUAAGCUCGGGUGCCAUGACCAAAGUCCAGAGGGAUAGCGCCCUGCUCGAAGCUGUUCGACGCCAAAAAUACGAAGUUGUCAAGUCAUUGUUGAAAGACGGCGUGGAAGCCAAUCCCACCACAAUAGAGGAGUACCAAUCUCCUCUCCAAGCUGCUAUAGAGCUUUCAAGCGAUGAAAUUGUGCGGAUUCUGUUCCAGCAUGGCGCGGACCCUUCCAGAUGUGACAGGUAUGACCGAAAUGCACUCCAUCUUAUGGCAGAGUGCGGGAAGUUUCACCUUGUUGAACGUUUGAAGAGGGUCGAUAUUUUGAUCAAUGAAAAGGAUUGCUUUGGGAAGUCCCCCAUCCAUGGGGCCAUUCAUUAUAAACACCUGGAUAUGGCCGAACUUCUCUUCAGACGGGGCGCAGACCCUCACACCCUGGACGGGUACGGAAGAAGUAGUGUCGACUGGCUUCGUGCUGAUCCUCAAAAUCAACCCGACAUAUUCAAGGAAAUCUGUUCUUCGCAUGCGCCCACUCCUCAGGAGAUCCAAGCGAGUGCCUUAAAGCAAUCUAAGAUCUGGACGGGGCUCUCAUGA